GUAGUCAGUUCAUCUCUCUCAAAAUCCAUAAGUUUCUCCUGGAAGCCCUAAUCGGAAACAUAAACAAAUCACUGCAAUAAAAUUGAAAACUACAAUGGCGGAGCAUUUAGCUUCGAUAUUUGGAACGGAGAAGGACAGGGUGAAUUGCCCGUUCUACUUCAAGAUCGGUGCGUGCCGCCAUGGAGACCGCUGCUCUCGCCUCCACACCAAGCCCAGCAUCAGCCCGACCCUAUUGCUUACUAACAUGUACCAGCGACCGGACAUGAUAACCCCAGGCGUCGACGCCCAGGGCCAGCCUAUCGAUCCCAAAGCCAUGCAGGAACACUUCGAGGAUUUUUAUGAAGAUCUCUUCGAGGAGCUGAGCAAGUAUGGAGAUAUUGAAAGCUUGAAUGUUUGUGACAACCUGGCUGACCACAUGGUUGGCAAUGUUUAUGUACAGUUUAGAGAGGAAGAGCAUGCUGCAAAUGCUUUGAAAAAUCUGACUGGAAGAUUUUAUGCUGGACGACCCAUCAUUGUUGAUUUCUCUCCUGUGACUGAUUUUCGUGAAGCCACCUGUAGGCAGUAUGAGGAAAACACCUGCAAUCGUGGUGGGUACUGCAACUUUAUGCAUCUGAAAAGGAUUGGCAGGGAGUUAAGACACCAGUUGUAUGGAAGAUUGCGGAGACGGCACAGUCGAAGCCGAAGUAGAAGUCCCUACAGGCACCGCAGCUAUGAAGAUCGCUCUCAUGGAAGUCGCAGUCGCAGUAGAAGGUAUGAUGAUGACUGGGAUUACCACGAAAGUCGGAGAAAGAGGCACAGAAGCUCAAGUCCUAGUCGUAGGAGGGGUAGGAGCAGGAGCCCAGGUGGCAAGAGGUAUCAUAGUCCUGUUAGGGAAGGAAGUGAAGAGAGGCGAGCCAAAAUUGAGCAAUGGAAUCGGGAGAGGGAAGAGGCAGCACGUUCUAACAAUCCCAAUACUGGUGUCGUUGAUGGUAAAAAUGAGAAAGACAAUAAUGGGUACAUGCAUAACGGAAAUCAGCACGAUAGCGAGAAAGCACCACAGCAGAGUAGAUAUGGGUAUUGAUGAUGUCAGCACUGGUGGUGUGCAGGUUUACAAUUCUGUCAUAUGGAAAAUGAGAAAAAAAUUCUGCCCUUUUAUGUUUCUCUAACUUCUUUUUGACAUGUUCUGUCUGCUUGGGUGCAUGGCAUGCUUUAGAACUUUUCUUUACUAGUCAUUGUUUUCCUGAGAUUCCAUACACUACUUUAACUUGUACAUUUAUGGGCUCUCAAAUUAGUAACCAAUUUGUCCAUCCCUUGCACUUCCUUUUUUUUUCCCCCAAUCUUCUGUCCUUAGCCAUGCCACUCGUACCCAAUGGCAAUUGACAUUUAACUCAUGUUUUGCAAAUCUUAAAUCAUAAUUUCAGUUGGUUAAAUAUAUUUUUUAUCCAUGCAUUUAGCAGGACUCACAUCUGUUGUCCACUAAUUAUCUCCAUUAGAACCUACAACUUAUAAUCACUUAAAUUUAAUUUAAGCACUCCCAAACAUGUAAUUACAUUUAUAUGGAGAACAAGGUUCAGGUUGGAACCUUAAAACGGUUCACUUGAGCUAACAGAGUUCUAUUAACGUUGCACAACCACCUAGCUCUUGCACUUGCACUUUAGGAUUUGCCUUCGAGAGUUAUUUCCUUCUCUCAUUUUUAAAUUGCUUCAUUACCAUUUAUAAUAGUUAACCUCAUGUCUAUCUGAACACCAAAAAAGCCUUUUUCUUAGUAAAUAUGGAGUUAGCUGCAUGAAUCUAUUUUGGCUAUUCCACUUUGUUUAUUGCUAGAUCUUCCAAAAGAUCUAAAGCAACUACCACUUUAUCAAUUACAACACCACCUUGUUAAUUUUGUUCUACCUCUCCACUCGGAAGUGAAGUCUCUUAAAAUUGAUGCUAAACAUGAUAAGCACCUAGUCCAUUCUUGUAGUUAUGCCGUGUCUAGAAUUUAUUUUUAAUGUUAAUUAUUUUGCACAAAGAAUUUGAAAUGUUGUGUGUUUUCCAAAUCUUUGUAAUUUGGAUGGUUGCAAGAUAUUUUCUUCAUCAAAUUUAAAGGAAUAUUUGUGACACAUGGAAUUUAGAAUUCUUGGUGACAGUGUAUACUUUUUCCUUGGUUAUAUCUAUAUUUGGUAAUCCUGUUGAUGGCAUUGAUCUCAGGAAGUUUUCCUUAAGUUCCCUCAUUAACUGCAAAAAUAUUACGUCUUUUUAGUAGCAUGUAACUGGCCAAUUUAACUUUACCCUUGACAUGACAUCUGUAGUGGUCUGCACGACCCCCAUUAACCAUAUCUAC
Molecule: messenger RNA, 2302 nt
Organism: Olea europaea var. sylvestris
Lineage: Eukaryota; Viridiplantae; Streptophyta; Magnoliopsida; Lamiales; Oleaceae
Product: splicing factor U2af small subunit B-like
Exons: 6
Coding region: 95-1060 (321 amino acids)
Biological process (GO): mRNA splicing, via spliceosome
Cellular component (GO): U2AF complex; spliceosomal complex
Molecular function (GO): pre-mRNA 3'-splice site binding; metal ion binding
Source: RefSeq, a predicted model, not a curated record